This is a messenger RNA of Nicotiana tabacum (common tobacco), 537 nucleotides long. RefSeq lists its product as uncharacterized. The record is from RefSeq and is a predicted model, not a curated record. Lineage: Eukaryota; Viridiplantae; Streptophyta; Magnoliopsida; Solanales; Solanaceae.
AUGGUUAUAUCAUGGCUGAUUAGUUCAUUAUCUCCUGAUAUAGCUGAAAGCGUCCAACAUUCUAAAACAUCUGAAAGUAUUUGGAAACAAUUAAAUAGUAGAUAUGGGAGUGUAAAUGGGACCAAAGUGUUUAAAUUAAAGAGAGAACUUACUUCUACUUACCAAGGUUCUCUAGACAUUGCCUCAUAUUUUAACAAACUUAAGAAGAUAUGGGAUGAACCGGGGAUAAUGUGCAGCAGCCAUGCAAACUCCUGCAUUUGUGCAGCUAAAGAGGAUCUUCAAAAGGAGAAAGAAGAGGACAAAGUCCACCAAUUUCUUAUGGGCCUGAAUGAGGUAUAUGUGGGUGUUAGAAGCAAUUUGCUAAUGAUGCAACCAUUACCAUCUCUGGAUAAUGUCUACAAUAUCCUUCUCCAAGAUGAAAAACAGAGGAAAAUUAAUCCAACUCUUCUAUUUGUCUGUGAAUCAGCCUCUUUUAAUGUCAAUUCUGGUGCAAACAAACCUGUUCAGCCUCUUCCACCUGUAAUAAAGCUGCUAUGA